ACACAAAACCCUUCCGUACCCAUCCCUCCCCUCAAAGCGCAGCUGCUCUCGCCUCACUCGGUCUUCUCCUCUUUUUAACAUUUGCUCUCUGCGUUUCCAGAGCCACCGCUGUCUGAUACAAUAUGCAUUCCAAUCACUUGCUUCUCGAGGAGCCCAUUAGGAUGGCUACUGUUCUGGAGCCAUCCAAGGCCACUUUCUUUCCUGCAAUGACAAAGAUCGUGGGGACGCUGGGCCCCAAGUCUCGAUCCGUUGAGGUUCUUUCCGGCUGCCUCAAGGCUGGAAUGUCAGUGGCCCGCUUCGACUUCUCGUGGGGCGACCCGAAGUAUCAUCAGGAGACUCUCGAGAAUCUGAGGGCCGCUGUGAAGACUACUAAGAAGCUUUGUGCCGUUAUGCUGGACACGGUGGGACCUGAGUUGCAAGCUGUUAAUAAAAGUGGAAAAUCUAUUUCGCUUCUGAUGGACGCUUCUGUUGUUCUGACACCUAAUCAAGAUUUAGAAGCCUCUUCAGAUGUAUUGCCCAUUAAUUUUGAUGGGCUGUCAAAGGCAGUGAAGAAAGGAGACACCAUUUUUAUGGGUCAAUACCUGUUCACUGGAAGUGAAACUACUUCUGUUUGGCUGGAGGUUUCUGAAGUGAAUGGGGAGGAUGUUGUUUGCAUUAUAAAGAACUCAGCGACACUGUCUGGCUCAUUGUUCACUUUGCAUGCCUCUCAAAUUUGCAUCGAACUGCCUACUCUCUCUGAUCAAGAUAAGGAGGUUAUAAGCACCUGGGGCGUGCAAAAUAAAAUUGAUUUUCUCUCACUAUCAUAUACCCGGCAUGCAGAAGAUGUUCGCCAGGCCCGUGAGCUCCUUUCUAAGUUGGGUGAACUCAGUCAGACACAAAUUUUUGCAAAGAUUGAAAAUAUAGAGGGGUUAACCCAUUUUGAUGAGAUCCUACAAGAAGCAGAUGGAAUUAUCCUUUCCCGUGGGAAUUUGGGCAUAGAUCUUCCACCUGAGAAGGUAUUUUUAUUUCAAAAAGCUGCCCUUUACAAGUGUAACAUGGCUGGAAAGCCUGCAGUGCUUACUCGUGUUGUGGACAGCAUGACUGACAACUUGAGACCAACUCGUGCAGAAGCAACUGAUGUUGCCAAUGCUGUAUUGGAUGGAAGUGAUGCAAUUUUGCUGGGUGCUGAGACUCUACGUGGGUUGUACCCUGUUGAGACUAUUUCUAUUGUGGGCAAAAUUUCUGCUGAGGCAGAGAAGGUUUUCAAUCAAGACCUUUAUUUCAAGAAGACUGUCAAAUAUGUUGGAGAGCCAAUGACCCACCUGGAAUCUAUUGCUUCCUCUGCAGUAAGAGCUGCUAUUAAGGUGAAAGCAUCUGCUAUUAUUUGUUUCACUUCUUCAGGAAGGGCUGCGAGAUUGAUCGCCAAGUAUAGGCCAACAAUGCCAGUUCUAUCUGUUGUCAUCCCCCGGCUUAAGACAAAUCAGCUGAAAUGGAGCUUUAGUGGAGCCUUUGAGGCAAGACAAUCACUUAUUGUCAGAGGGCUCUUCCCCAUGCUUGCGGAUCCAAGACAUCCUGCGGAGUCAACAAGUGCUACGAAUGAGUCAGUUCUAAAGGUUGCACUUGAUCAUGGAAAGACAGCGGGAGUCAUUAAGUCACACGAUCGAAUUGUAGUGUGCCAGAAAGUUGGGGAUGCAUCUGUGGUGAAGAUCAUCGAGCUUGAGGAUUAAAUAUGCAUCUCUUCUCCUCAGUUUUGGGGUAUAACUUAUAAUUUUGUUUUUAAGAAAAAUGGUGCUGCAUUGUUGGCUUGCUGUCACCCAAUUAAGUGAUGUAUAUCCAUCCAGGUCACGGGAGACGUAACUGGCUUGUGCCCAGACAUGUAUUAAGAAUGUUGUACACUCGGGGCAAUUAUUUUGGUUUAUUGGAAGUUAGUCGUGGAACUGGAAAA
Juglans microcarpa x Juglans regia is the source of this 1924-nucleotide messenger RNA. Its product is annotated as pyruvate kinase 1, cytosolic-like. Gene Ontology annotation, molecular function: magnesium ion binding; pyruvate kinase activity; potassium ion binding. Bases 123 to 1706 code for a protein of 527 amino acids. The record is from RefSeq and is a predicted model, not a curated record. The transcript has 16 exons. Lineage: Eukaryota; Viridiplantae; Streptophyta; Magnoliopsida; Fagales; Juglandaceae. Gene Ontology annotation, biological process: glycolytic process. Gene Ontology annotation, cellular component: cytoplasm.